Messenger RNA from Ogataea haglerorum, 1557 nucleotides. RefSeq lists its product as uncharacterized. Lineage: Eukaryota; Fungi; Ascomycota; Pichiomycetes; Pichiales; Pichiaceae. The coding region runs from base 1 to 1557 and encodes 518 amino acids. The transcript has a single exon. Gene Ontology annotation, cellular component: mitochondrion. The record is from RefSeq and is a predicted model, not a curated record. Gene Ontology annotation, molecular function: phosphatidate cytidylyltransferase activity. Gene Ontology annotation, biological process: CDP-diacylglycerol biosynthetic process; cardiolipin biosynthetic process.
AUGUACUAUCAGGGACUUGUGCGUUUUAAUUCGUCCAAGAGCCCUGAUGGGAAGCCUUCUAACUCCAACUCCUAUAUUACUACUAGCGAAAUUGAUCCUGUGCUUUUGGAUAAACUGUUUCGGAACAAUAAGCCCCAGAAAUCGAUCUUACCUCAACAUGGGUCAUUUGCGCUUCGACAGCAACUCGCGAACAUUCAGCAAAAGGAUAAGUUCAAGGUCUUGGAUGAAAAUUUGUUGAAGUUACAGUCGACGCCGAUUAACUUCAAUUACUACUUACGAAAUCUGAAAGAUUUGAAGAAUGCUAAUCAGUUGCCAUAUAAGUUUGGUGCAAAUCAACUGGUUUCGAAAGAUUCAGCUGUUAAUGAUCUAUUACGAAAGGUUGUCUGGGAAUUUAACGCACCCAUAAGGUACGCAUUUGGGUACGGAUCUAAGGUUUUUGAUCAAGGUUCAACGAAGUCUUCAAAUUCGCAAGUUGACAUGAUAUAUGCAGUUUCUUAUCCUGAUCACUGGCAUUCGCUGAACGUCGCUCAAAAUCCCGAUCAUUAUUCCAGUCUUAGGCACUUAGGUUCAAGCAUAGUAUCCCAGAUUGGUGAACUGGGAGCAGGAGUGUAUUUCAAUCCGUUUGUCAAGCUCAAUUUCAAAAGAAGCAAGGUAGACACAAAUUUCGAGCUCAAAUACGGAGUCACUUCUAUGGACACAUUGAUAAAUGAUCUCAUAAAUUGGGACACGAUGUAUCUAAGCGGAAGAUUGCACAAGCCUGUUGCUGUGGUAAGGAAUACUCCCAAAAUUUGUCUUUUGAAUCAGUAUAAUUUGACGAAUGCUAUCAAGUUGUCACUACUCUUGACCAACAAAAGUGAGAUUUCAGAGUAUGACUUGUAUCAUCAAAUUGCGGAGCUAAGUUAUUUGGGAGAUCCAAGGGUAAAGGCAAGGGGUGAGGAUAUUCACAAGGUUGACAAAAUUGUAAGCAACCAGUUCGAACAAUUCAGAGAAAUGUACCUGCCGCUUCUCACAAAUUAUUUUCCAAAAGUUGUCCAACUGAUCAGUGCUCCAGACAGUGCUGAACAUCGCUUUAAAGUGAAUUUGGACUCGCAAAGCAUCGCCGAAAUAAUUGCAGACUUGCCAAGUACGUUUAGAAAACGUCUACUGUCGAAAUUUACCUCGAAGUACGAGUCUAGCCUUGCUUCGGAUUUAUUCGCAAGAAGAAUUAUUGCUCCAACUCAACAGCUUCCAGAUCUGAAACCAGUGAAGCCAGCUUCAGAUCUUUCGUUUUUGGAUCUUCAAAGGCUUUCCGAAGAGGCAAGCCUAACUCAGAUACCAGUAGAGGACUGGAAUUAUCUUCCCAACACAUUCAAAGUGAAGAACUCGCCAUUUAUCCGAGACAUUGCAAAUGACGAUCUACUUACCAAUUCUCUCAAACACACAGUUAAGGAGACCGUUCUGAGACCGGCGUUGAUUCAAAGCCUCAAGGGCGUUCUAACAGCUGGAGUGCUCAGAUCGUGGAAAUAUGCCUCAGAGAAGAGGAGAAAAUUCAACCAAAGUAUAAAUAAUGAAUCAUAA